Molecule: messenger RNA, 1492 nt
Organism: Colius striatus (speckled mousebird)
Lineage: Eukaryota; Metazoa; Chordata; Aves; Coliiformes; Coliidae
Gene: DEF8
Product: differentially expressed in FDCP 8 homolog
Exons: 11
Coding region: 80-1402 (440 amino acids)
Source: RefSeq, a predicted model, not a curated record
GGGACGCGACGGGAGCCGGCGCCGGGGCCGGUGCGGGGGGCGCUGAGGCGGCGUCCGGCGUCCCGCAGAACCGGCGGUGAUGGCGUACGACGAGCGGCUGGCCCGCUUCCGCCAGGCGCACCUCAACCCCUUCGACAAGGGCCCCGAGCGGCAGGACCGCCCCGACGGCGAGACCCCCGCCCCAGCCCAGCAGCCGGACCCGUCCUCCGGGGACCCCGAGGGUGCCCUGGACCUGGGCAUGGCCGAGGACCACUUCUCCCGCCCGGUGGGCCUGAUCCUGGCGUCGGACGUGCAGCAGCUGCGCCAGGCCAUCGAGGAGUGCAAGCGGGUGAUCCUGGCGCUGCCCGAGCACUCGGAGCGGCAGAAGGACGCCGUGGUGCGGCUCAUCCACCUCCGCCUCAAGUUGCAGGAGCUGAAGGACCCCGGUGAGGAUGAGCCCAACAUCCGGGUGGUCCUGGAGCAUCGCUUCUACAAGGAGAAGAGCAAGAGCGUGAAGCAGAUGUGUGACAAGUGCAGCACCAUCAUCUGGGGCCUCAUCCAGACCUGGUACACCUGCACAGGCUGCUACUACCGGUGCCACAGCAAGUGUCUGCCGCUGGUGAGCAAGCCCUGCGUGCGGGCCAAGGUCAGUCACCAGGCUGAGUACCAGCUCAGCAUCUGCCCCGAGAGCGGGCUGGACAGCCAGGACUACCGCUGCGCCGAGUGCCGGGCCCCCGUCUCCCUGCGGGGGGUGCCCAGUGAGGCCCGGCAGUGCGACUACACCGGCCUCUACUACUGCAGCAGCUGCCACUGGAACGACCUGGCCGUGGUGCCCGCCCGCGCCAUCCACAACUGGGACUUCGAGCCCCGCAAGGUGUCCCGCUGCAGCAUGCGGUACCUGGCGCUGAUGGUGUCACGGCCUGUGCUGAAGCUGCGGGAGAUCAACCCUCUGCUCUUCAACUACGUGGAGGAGCUGGUGGAGAUUCGGAAGCUGCGCCAGGACAUCCUGCUCAUGAAGCCCUACUUCAUCACCUGCAAGGAGGCGAUGGAGGCGCGGCUGCUGCUGCAGCUGCAGGACCGGCAGCACUUUGUGGAGAACGACGAGAUGUACUCGCUGCAGGACCUGAUAGACAUCGAGGCUGGGCGCCUGAGCUGCUCCCUGACCGAGAUCCACACGCUCUUCGCCAAGCACAUCAAGCUGGACUGCGAGCGCUGCCAGGCGAAAGGCUUCGUGUGCGAGCUCUGCAAGGAGGGCGACGUGCUCUUCCCCUUCGACAGCCACACCUCCGUCUGCACCGACUGCUCCGCCGUGUUCCACAGGGACUGCUACUACGACAACUCCACCACCUGCCCCAGGUGCGCCCGGCUCAGCCUGCGCAAGCAGUCCCUCUUCCAGGACUCCAGCACCGAGGCAGAAGCCUAAUGGGGGCGGGUCUGGCCCCAUGGCCACCCCCCAACCCACCACAGGGCCACGGAACGAACACGGGCACCCACCCCCCGGCUCUGUGGGGCA